GACCUCACGGCGCCCUUCAGCCCUCGCUCGCCGCCACCCCAACCACCCGCUGUGGCCUGUGGCCCGCACUGCCACGUGCUGGGAGGCGGUGCUGCCAGCCACGAGGGCAGCUGGAGCGACGACGACAAGUUGAUGCUUCAAAUCGCAUUCCCAAUCUUUGACUACAGCAG
This is a messenger RNA of Closterium sp. Naga37s-1, 170 nucleotides long. NCBI's taxonomy places the organism in Eukaryota, Viridiplantae, Streptophyta, Zygnematophyceae, Desmidiales, Closteriaceae. The record is from the annotation of a GenBank genome assembly.